CAAAUUUUUUGCUAGUGGAUCCUGCGCCAGGAGCUCGGCAUUGCGGCCCGGUUUUACCAUCCGCUUUUUCUUGGAAACCGUGUCAGCGAGCAGCUGAGGCAGGCUUAACAUUUCAAACGUCUGGCGGUAGGCUGCAAAGUUUCCACCCUGAAAACGCUGUCGUGUGGCAGCAGCCGCAGUAAAGCUGGUGCAGGACACAUCCACACGUGUAGGUUGGUGGUGGGAAUUUGCAUUCUGUGCUGUAUGCCCAGCCUCUCUAACUGGGAUUACACUCCUGUUGCGUCGAUUUAUUCUAUUGCUGAUGGAAACUGAUUUAUUAUAGUUGCUUUUAAUCAACUGGAGCCAGCUGCCUUACAUGAUAAAGAUGUCCACUCAGCUGGAAGAAGGAGGCCUGCAGCUGGAGACCACAGCAAAACGCGAUGUACUAAAAUCUGAAGUUUUUGACUUGACAAGUCCUGACGGAUGCGCCAGCCAGCGCGGCUGCCCCGGGGACGGAGGAGAGAACCAAGCGGUUCUGUCUGCAGAGGGCCACCAGCAGAAAGCACGAAAGAUGACCCGGAGCCCCAAAUGUGCUCGCUGUCGGAACCACGGCGUUGUUUCGUGUUUGAAAGGCCACAAACGAUUCUGCCGCUGGAGGGAUUGUCGCUGCGCCUGCUGCUUGCUGGUGGUGGAGCGGCAGCGCGUCAUGGCAGCGCAGGUCGCGCUCAGGAGGCAGCAGGCUGCGGAGGUGAGGAGAGCACAAGGCCAGGUUAAAAGGGGGGUCAAGUGUGCAGCUCCGCUGAGGAGAACGAUGUAUCAAUGUUAUACCAGAGCAGCCGAGUCAAGCAUCGCUAGGAACAUCCUGCAGGGGUUAAAACCUACAAUGCCUGGAGAGGAUGACACGUCCUGCUGGUCAAAGCAGCUCCAGCGUGACCAAACACACGUUCCAUGUCCCUCCAUUAGCGCCCGCAUGAGGAAGAGACGAGCCUUCGCGGACAAGGAGUUGGAAAAUGUGAUGCUGGAGCGUGAGCUCAGGCAGAGAGAGCUGCAGACUGACAUUACUUUUUCACCCUCUGCCCUCAUCCCUCUGCUUCACCCGCCAACCCUGCCCAUCUCUCCGAGCCUCCACUGCUGCCCUCUCAACAAAGACCCUUCCUCUGCAGGAACAUCCAGCUGUGUGCCUGUAUAUAAAUAUAAGCCCCUUUAUGAGUGUGGCCUCCAGUUUUAUGAGUUCUUUCACCUAAAGAACAGACCCUCCACAGGAGGUGACUAUAAUGAGUUUUUGUUAUGCCAAAGCUCAGAGCAACAUAGGGAGGAUAAGGACGUGCAGAGUGGUUGUAAAGCUUGUGGGAAGAAAAACCAGUCAGAGCUAAUACCUCUACCAUCGCAACAAAGACUCAAAAAUGACAGCAAUACCAUGUCAGGUGUCGGCCUUGUCAAACCCCCUUCAAAACCAACAGAAGUAAUAGACUCAGAUUGCUGUUCAACUACCACACUCGCUAUUUCUGGAUCAGAUCAGGGUUUCUUGAGUGAGCCAGACAUCAGUUCACCCAGCAGGACUUUUGAUCCCAGACCUCUGACAGCUAAGGGCUGGAACGCAGACACUCCUUCCACCCAGGCAGGUCCUCGUGCCGACUCUGUUAAGAGCCCUCAUAGUAGCUCAGUGAAAACUCCUGCUGUGACACCGUUGCCUUUCUCUGUGGAGGCUCUGCUGAGGGCCUGACAGGCAAACGGGAAGCAAAUUUCAGUGCACUUUGGUAUACAGACUUAAAUCCAGAGCAAAUAUAAAAAUUGUAAAUCUGUGUACAGGAUUUGGAACCCUUUUAAGUUGCAACAGUGUAAGAAAUUACAUUUUUAAAAAGUUUAUAUUUGUAAACAUUGCAUUGGUAUAUAACACACACACACACACACACACACACACGCACACGCACACACACACACACACACAUAUAUAUAAAUAUAUCAGCCGUACAUUUUCAUGUAUUAUCCAGCUUUUGGCCAUAGCUUGAACAGUGAACUUUUUUUUUAUCCUUAUCUGUCAACAGUUCCAUAAAAAUGUACCAAACCCUGUUUA
Molecule: messenger RNA, 2053 nt
Organism: Melanotaenia boesemani (Boeseman's rainbowfish)
Lineage: Eukaryota; Metazoa; Chordata; Actinopteri; Atheriniformes; Melanotaeniidae
Gene: dmrt2b
Product: doublesex and mab-3 related transcription factor 2b
Exons: 4
Coding region: 356-1702 (448 amino acids)
Biological process (GO): sex differentiation; regulation of transcription by RNA polymerase II
Cellular component (GO): nucleus
Molecular function (GO): RNA polymerase II cis-regulatory region sequence-specific DNA binding; DNA-binding transcription factor activity, RNA polymerase II-specific
Source: RefSeq, a predicted model, not a curated record